AUGGAGCUCCAAGCUGCGGUCGAGAAGAUCAUGUCGGAUGAAGCCGUAUCCGGUCUGGCGUGGCAUGAUGCCAAGGGUCUCUUGCUCGCCGUCGACGGCGACCUUGCCCACAGAGGCCACACCGGUCUCGGAGGCUUGGCGGCGACCGCCGACCGCGCAGAGGACCUCGGGCGCGACGCGGACGUCUCGCCAGUCAUCCGCAUCGAGACCUCCAAGCGCACGCUGCUCGUCCAGCGCCAAGCUGACCGCUCCGUGCUCGCGAUCUCGACGCUCAAGACAGACGAGGCGUAA
Molecule: messenger RNA, 291 nt
Organism: Saprolegnia diclina VS20
Lineage: Eukaryota; Oomycota; Saprolegniomycetes; Saprolegniales; Saprolegniaceae
Exons: 2
Coding region: 1-291 (96 amino acids)
Cellular component (GO): Ragulator complex; cytoplasm
Source: RefSeq, a predicted model, not a curated record